Molecule: messenger RNA, 9010 nt
Organism: Epinephelus fuscoguttatus (brown-marbled grouper)
Lineage: Eukaryota; Metazoa; Chordata; Actinopteri; Perciformes; Serranidae
Gene: il2rb
Product: interleukin 2 receptor, beta
Exons: 10
Coding region: 259-1944 (561 amino acids)
Biological process (GO): immunoglobulin mediated immune response; cytokine-mediated signaling pathway
Cellular component (GO): external side of plasma membrane
Molecular function (GO): protein binding; cytokine receptor activity
Source: RefSeq, a predicted model, not a curated record
GGUUACAAGUGGAAAAUGUCACUGGGCACUUUAAAGAAGAGAGAGGGGCGAGAAUGAGGAGACAGAGGGAUGAUUGACAGAGAAAGAGAGACAGAGGAAGAUUGCACAAGAGGGUGAGACAGUGAUGAGCGAGUAGAGAGAUAGAAAGAAAGGAAAUCUUCUUUAGUCGUCAGUGCAGCAAAGGAGGCGACAAUGUGUUUCCCUUCAGGAACCCUCUGCUACCUUUACUGACCACGGCUCUUCAGUCAUACUGCGAUCAUGGCCACGGAGAUCCUGGUGUCCUUAUACGUCCUGGUGGGUCUGUUCUCAGUGCAUGCAGCCCACUCUCACAAAGGCUCGCAAGGACUCUCCUGUGUGAACGACUUUGUCAACAAUGUCAGCUGUACGUGGGACGGCGCUCCCCUGGCUCCUGGUGUGGACUGCUGGAUCAUCGGUGUGAAGACAACCUGGAUCUUAAAGAACUACAUGAGAUAUCCCGGAACAAUUAUUCGAAGCUGCAAGAUGAAACGACACAGAAAAUCUCCCCCAGGCUGCAGUUUUGUCUUUGAAAAUGAAGAAUUCAACUCUUUCAAAGACAUGCCGUACAUCAGCAUGGAGUGUAACGGCACGUUGGUGGAGAACCUCACAAACUAUUCUCCAUACAAACACAUCAAAAUGCAUCCUCCAGGCGUCCCCAAUGUCAGCAUCACGGCCAAUGAGACGAGGAUAUCGUGGACUCCAGGCAGUCCUCGCUCUCACUUCAUCACAUCCUUUGACUUCCAAGUUCAGAUCACGGAGAAAAACAAGACAUGGAAUGAUGCCAACAUUCAGCCCACACAAGAACAAGAGCUAAGGAUACCUGCUGGGCGAUUUAAGGGGCACUGCCACGUCAGAGUGAGAGUCAAACCCAUUUCACAGCCGCACAAAAGCCACUGGAGCAACUGGAGUCCGACAGCAUCCUGGGUGGAAGCAACAGAUGUGGUGGUGACAUCACAGGGUGAAGAUUGGCUUCUGGGUCAGUCAUCACAGAUAAUGCGAGGAGUGAUUUUCAGCUUGGGUCUCAUCAUCAUAACACUGGUCCUUUACAAGAGUUGUGCAAACAGGGGGCUCCUCAAAGGAAAGCCAGUACCAAACCCCUCGAAAUACUUCCGCACUCUCCACUCUGACCACGGAGGGAAUCUAAAGAAAUGGCUGAAUCCUCUGUCAGCCUCUGAGUCGUUCUUCACGGCUCAGCCACAUGACCGCAUCUCGCCAGUUGAGGUGUGUGACAGCUGGGAUGUGGCCCCCUCCACCUCUCCCUCCUCUGGCUCCACCAGCGCCCUGCUCCACUUCAGCAGCUACCCCUCAGCUGGCUCGAACACCAGCAGGGUUGUUGACAAUUCCCCCUCCUCCUCCUCCUCCUCAUCCUGCUUCUCUAACAUGGGCUACUUCAUGUCAAGCUCCUCCGGCGGUUCAGCUCGAACUGACCCCAACCCUGUCUACUUCACCUAUAAGGAUGAUUUCCACAACCUGCACAACAGCCUACACCUCUCCCUCUGCCCUUCCUUCGACAUCUCACCAAUGUAUGAGAGCUUGAAGAGGGAGCCACAGAGCCCAGACUCUGGUUUUGGCAUCGAACAGGAAAAUGAAGAGGACAAGGAUGACAAAAGGGUCGUGGAUGUAGAGGGGAAAGAGGUUUCAAAUGAUCACCAGAGCCCUCCUCUUCUCAUCCUCCCUGUCCAUUUUCCCUCCCAUGUGUGCCCUCCCGCCUCUGCUCCACCUCCUCCCAACACUCCCAGUCUAAGUCAGGUAUACUGUGAAAGCCAGCAAGUAGAUGAACCUGUGGCAACUGCUGGUGGUAGCUACACAGCCUGGCCUAUGGCUGGUGCCAUGUGCAGGUCUUCCUCCAUGCCUGUGGAGACAGGUAAAACAGGGUAUCUAACCCUGAAAGAGCUGCAGACAACAUUCAGCAAUAAAUCCAUCUGAAAACUUGUCAUGAAUGUAGAAGAAUCCCUGUGUGAUGGUUGUAAAUUGUUUACAUCACAAACCUGACUGAUUGUUGUUUCUAAUAUGAUUGUGGAGUUGAACAUAUCUGACAGAAUAUUUGGCGUGUUCUUGUGCAGUUUUGACAAAGACAAAUGACCCUCUCCAAAGUCCCGCCCCCCCUUAGUUACUGUUGCUAGAUCGGACAAGCUUGACAAAAAGAAACAUGGCGACACUGGUUCUGUUUGGCUGCAAAGUGUAAGUGUUUCAUGGCAUCAGGCAAUAUAGAAGCAGACAGAUAGGAAUGCAGUAUAUAGUGGAAGGAUGUGUUGAUAUUGAACAAGGCACAAUGGUGCACAGUCUUCGAUGAAAAAGACAGAAGUUGAGACCGAGGAUGGCAAGACUGAGUCACUGACACUGCCGGAUCAAUGUCCCCUUUCCCCCUUCUGGAGAUCAGUAAAGCACUCUGUUUAUUUAUUACUGAAUAUAGAUCAUGGUGACCUAAAGUCUCUAUUUGCUGCAGAAAGUUACGCUACUUUGGGGCAGCGCGUAGCGUUAAGGCCGUGACACACCAAGCCGACAGUCAGCCGUCGACCAAGGUCGGGCCGUCGGUGAGCGUCUGUUAGCCUACUUUUUGCUCUGUGUCCUGCACCGUCAGCACUUCGGCGGCAGCAGCGGCUUUUUGGCCGAUUGAGCAUGUUGAAUUGGCAGCGGAGCUCGUCGGUGAGAGAGACCACUCUGAUUGGCUGUUCAGGUUUUUUUUCAUCGUCCCUGUAGCGAGUGAAUCUGCCUGUAAUGAAACCGGGGCUAACAGGUGCUUCCUCCUCAGGCUCCACUUCACUCAGCUGCCUGACAGACCGACUGCCUUUAACCUGAAUAACAAACCGGAGCUAGCUGGGAGCGGCUAGCGGAGCAUUAGCUGCAGCAUGACCGGAGGGAAGCACAGCCAGUUAGCCUCCGCUAGUCUCUGAGCUAGCCCCAGCUCUCCGUUUGGAUCCAACCGGUGCACCGAGCCCUGGUUUGUUAUUCAGGUUAAAGUGGGAAGAAGCAGCGGGUUUAUCGGGCAGCUGAGUGAAGCGGAGCCUGCGGAGGAAACACCGGGACCGUCUGGAUGUAAUAGUCCGUGGAGGUGCUGCGGUGCUCGGCUGCACAGACAGGAAACCCCUCGGCUGACAGGAUGUACCACUCUGUCACUCGGCCCUCUCUCACGCAGGCGCAGAACCUACGUGCCACUUGGCCGUCGGAUGUAGUCCGUGUAGUGUGUUCAAAUGCAACUGACACAGGGCAACGUGAGGCGACGUGAGGUGACGUUGACGACGCAACAGUUGGCUUUCGUUGCCGCUGGUUCUUUGAUGUCGGUUUGGUGUGUCCACACCUUUACAGAGAUGAUAUAAACAAAGGAACAUGAGCCUUGAUCUUUUCUUGCUGGUGACAAAUCAUGUCAUCUUAGGGUGCUUUCACACCUGCGAAACUCAAGUUCGUUUGCCCCCCAAGUGUGGUUCGUUUGGGCAGGUGUGAACACAGCAAUCGCACUCAGGUGAAAACAACCAGACUGAGACCUUCUUGAAGAGGUGGUCCGGUUGGAUCAUUUUCCGUUGUUUUGGUGCGCAUCUGAGUGUGAUGGCUGUGCUCUCACCUGCCCAAAUGAUCCGCAUGUAGGUGGCAAACAAACUUGAGUUUGAACUCUGAACUCUGGUGUGGUUCGUUUGUGGUGAGAACAUGUUCGACCUCAAUUCGAACCAACUGCGGUUGUGUAGGGAAAAAAGUUGAUAUAUCAUAAUCGGUUAUUGGUCAGCUGAGUUGUUACGUAUCAGCAUAUCGGAUAUUGAUAAAAAAUCCAAUAUCAUGCACCUUCACUUAGGAUGCAACUAAUCAAUGUAAUGUGUCUAUGAAGUUUGUGACAGUCCCCAGCCACAUCUGUUAACCAUCUUGAACAUUUGGCUUUCCUUUAAACAUAGAAAAGCCCAGCACAGAGCAUAUUAAGGGAAAUGUUGACUGAGGUUCUGCCGGGUUCCAAACUUGCUCAACAGAGCAAAAAGGGGCGGGACUUAGGAAUGGUCAACUGUGUUUUUACAAAUUCCAUGAUUUUUAUGUUUUAAACCUGCAUUUAUUUUUAAAUCAUUUUAGGUCAAAACUCUCACAUAAAGUUAUUCUGUUAACUACAAGUGUUGCUGGAGUUUUCACCUCUUUAACUCCUUUCCCUUCUCCAUGCACCUUGGACGUAGGUGCAGUUGUGCCAAAAAAACCCCACCCUGCUUCUGCUUGAUUCAAGUUUUGGUCACUUGGAAGACAAAACAAUCCGAGAAUGUAUAACUGACAUAUUGUAACUGUAUUAAGUGUUUUCUGGGAACGUCUUAGCACACAGUUGCUUGUUUACACAGCGAACUGACAUUGAGCUAUGUUAGCAUUUACUCUGAGUCAUGUCUCUGGCCACUUGAUUGUAAAUCUAAUAUUCCUUCUCUUCUUUUUGCUCUGUUUUGGUCUCCACCAGCUACUGGCUCCUUAACUGCUAAAUGCUCCACUGUGUGCAGUUUUUUGCUAAAAACUGCUGCUGGAAACAAGAUUAAUGAGUGCGGUGAGACUGAGCCAAAACAGUGAAGUAAACGGAAAACAAUGCACGAAACUCGCUAAAAUGUUCCAUCGAAGUGAGGGGAACUGGGUCGGGUGAUUAUUCUGUACUGGUAUGUCUCUGUUAGAAACCCCUUUCACAUUACACAGUCAUUUUAUUAAUAACUGAUAUAAAUAUUUAACUGGAGCAGCUUUGAAAUGAAGUUUUUUAUGCUGUAUUUGUUGCUAUAAUGACUCCAAAUUAACAUUAGAUUGACUGUGCUGACUAAUAACAAUAACUGAACAGGAAUCUGUGCUCAUGAGAUUGUGUAAGAUAUAAGUACAUGUGAGAACGGAGUUUAAAGGGAAAGUCUGACACACACUGGAAAUAAUUAUUUGGUCCAUUUUGUCAUGUGUACAUAUUUCAAUUACAUAUUAAAUUUACAUCCACGAGUCAAGUAAUUCUAACACAAAUGGAAAAAGUGCCAUUUAUGUAAUUAAAUCUAUUAAAACUGAGAUGAAUAGACUGAGAAUUUGUGUAACCAAAGCUCAUACAAUUUAGUUAAUUUACUUUAGUAAAAUUUGUGUAAUUACUGUCAAUAAAUUCUAUGUAUCUCCAAUAUAUUGACAGUAAUUACCUAACCUUUAAUAAAUUCAACAUAUUUCAAAUACACAGAAUGUAUUUACAAUUAUUAUGUAAACUUUAUUAAAGUAAAUUAGCUAAAUUCUUUGAGCUAUAGUUACAUAGAUUCUUACAGUGUAAUCAUCUCAGUUUCAUUUUAUUUAAUUACAUAAAAUGUAUUUUUGGUUUAUGUCAGGAAUCCUUAUCUCAACUGGAUGGAUAUUUUAUAUGCGAUUAAAAUACGUAAACCUGACAAUAGACUAACACCUCGUUUCCACUUACGUAUGUGUACGGAGACAAGGCAACCAGAAGCCCAUUCAUUCCUACUCCUCCCCUUCGUAAUAUUUCAGUCUGGACUUUUGCCUCAAGUAUGUUAAAAAACUGAGCUUUUGCGGUGGAUUUCGGAGAAACCAUAUGACAGCGUGCUAGCUUAGCUAACAAGCUGCUAACUGGCUAACAGACUAUUUUCAUAUUCAGUUGCCUGUGUUGAUUGUCAAAUGAGUUUGUUUGAUAAAAAAUGACUUGUUUAUCUAUUCUAUUAUCUAUAUCUAUUUUUAUUUUUAUCAUAAUCGCAGCAGUGUUAAAUAACAACCUGACUUUGAGCCAAAUGGCGAGUGAAAACUGACCAGUUGUGUAAACUGUUUGUAGACUGGGACCGCUGGGUCUAUAUGUAGCAGAUACGUGUGUGUAGGGUGGUGUACGAUACCUCACUGUUGAAUGUGUACAAUACUGCUGAACUCCUACUUAAACCAUCUUUUUGUUUGUUUGUUUCAAUUAGCUAUACUGCAUUAGUAUUAAAAUACUAUAAACUGCCAAGUGAUGCAUGAAGUAGACGUUACUCUAGGCUAAAUGCUGCUGUCAGUUAUUAACGACACUCUUUUUAUUAAAAAAAAAACCACAGGCAAAAAAAUCCAGUAGUUCUGUAGCCUACUUUGCUUUUCAUUACUUUAACCUAAAUCUUACAGACAUACUACUGAUAUCAUUUAAAAAAAUCAUUCCUACAGGCAGAUAUGGAAUUUCGAAAAGCAGUAAAACGUGAUUUGAUUUUGUAAAAAGUACUAAAUACAUUUAAUAAAGAACAUAUGAGCAUUGCUUCAGAGAAGACUUUGGAGACAUUGUUUGUAAUCGCUCACAUGACCCAACCUGGUGUUUAAGUGUCUGAAACUGACGCAUUUGUGCAUUAAAUUCAUUGAUUGUGGUCUGAUCUGAAUGUCAAGAAAGGCACUGAUGUUUUUAUUGGUCAGUCUCAUUUGUUUGUUCAUCUUUAUCACUGAUUUCAUCCUGAUAAAGGUGAGACACCCCAGCUGAAAAUAUCAACACUGGUCAAGUUUGAGAUUUUGGGCUAUAUUGCUUCCAUAACAUGUUUUCUUUAAGACUGGUGGAAGUUCAGAAGUUUUAGUUCAGAUAUCUGUUCUGGAAAUGUAUGCCAAAAAUGUGCAUUUCAUGAGAUAAUGCUUCAUAUGCAUAUUCAAAUAUCAGUAAAGUUGUAAUACAAUAAAUAAUUGUCUUGAUUUAAGCAAUCAACUUGGGAAGUUUCAUGGUGAUAUCUUGGCUACUAGUUACAUUUUUUAGCCCAUACACCGUUAAUGGAAUACAUAUUUUAAAGGCUGUUCGAAGGUCAAAAUGAGUUUCUCCUCAUACUCUGAGCCAGAAAUCUCUUCUUCAAUAGCACUUAAACACAUCAGACUGUCCAGUUUUAUUCCUGUCUAUAUCCAAAAGCUUUUUACAGAGGGGUUAGUUCAUAUAUCAUUCAUAGCCUGAUUUAUUUCACUUUUUUCCCCCACCUAAAAACAUGGCAAAAAUGGAUUUUUAUGCUGUAUUUUCUGAUUAAUGGAGUGAUCAGAAGGGAUAUCCAAACUCUGUAAAAACCUCUCAAAUGUAAUGUAAAAUAAACAGGAAUUUUGAACCCGGCUUCAUCCAGUGUUCAGAUUUUUGUUCUGGAACUUCAUGCAAAUUAGUGCAUCUCUAGCUAACGUUAGCUAAAGUUAGCCUAACGUUAGCUCCUAGCUGCGUUGUUCAUCAUGUCACCUUGUUUGCUGGGAGUUCAUUAGCCUAUUUUGUUCUAGUUUUGUACUUUGGUGAUGGUACAUCAUUGUUAGCUGUUGUCCAAAGGGCUCUAGUUAAGCUAACGUUAACUUCUGGAGCUUAGCUUCAUUAACUUAUCUGUAAUGGCAGAGAUAACAAAGGUUGGCAAACGUUAUGCUGAAUGAUUCAGUGUAAAUACUGUAGCACCAAACUAACGGAGAGACACUCUUGGUAAGAAUGGUAAAAAGUAGGGAUGGGUCACAAUUUUCGAAUUUUCGAAUAGUCGUUUUAUUUUGAAAAAUUGAUUUUUUAAUGCCACUAUUACUAUUCACUGUCUUAUUUCCCCCCUUUAUUUGACAUGCAAUUCAGCUCCUAACUGCACGAGGGCAGUAUAGGAUUGCUACAAUGGUGUGAGAUGGGCUACCAGCUAGUUUGAUGCUCUUCUACAAACAGGAGAAACAUGCAGAGACUACUACAGUCAUCAAAAAGUUCCGUGUGGAACAACUUCGACAAAAUAAACGAAAAUGAGGUGCAGUGCAAACUCUGUGAGGCAAAGCUUGCGUAUCACAUGUCUACAACAAGUAUGCACAGUCAUUUGAGAGCGAGGCACGGCGAGGGACCGUACGGCCGGGCUCACCGCUACACGUGUUUCUAGUGGGACUAUGUUUACGAGCACAAGAGUUCAGCGAGUCACCGAAGGACCGCCCUGCAGAUUUACUAUUGGUUCUGCAACAUAGGGAGUUUUUUUAAACUCUGAAAUUGUAUCCGCCCAUCUAAACACAAAAUCAGGGAGAAAGUCAUCAGUCUUUAGUUAAGCAAAGCGUCUAAAGACUGACUUGUGAGUCUAGUAAGCAAUCAACUUGGGAAGUUCACUGUGAUAUAUAGGCUACUAGUUAAAACAUGUUUUCCUAGUCACCUGAAGUGCCUUAUUUUUUGUCUAAAAAUGUAUGGAAUAUUGCAAUACAUAUCUUUGACAGUCAUUUUCUCAAAUAAAAAUUAAAUGAUAGCAUCAAUACUCAAUUAGUUUAGUUUAAUUAGUCAUACUCAGAAGCAGAAAUCUCUGAAGUAGCACUUACAUAAACCAAACUUUGCAGUUUUAGUCCUGUUCUGAAGGUUUUUACAGAGGGGUUUGUUCAUAUAUCUUUCACAGACUGAUUCAUAAAACAUUUUAUUCCUAAAAACAUGUCAAAAAUAGAUUUUCUUGUGGAAACCUCCGUAAAAACCUUUGACUCUAAUUUGUCAUCAAAAUUAAACAGAAAUUUUAAACCUGGCUUUGUCCAGUGUUCAGAUAUUUGUUCUGGAAAUCCAUGCAAAGUUGUAAAAUUUCAGAAAACUUGUGAUUCAAAAAAUGACUGCCUUGGGGAGUUUCAUGGUGAUACCUUGGCUAUUAGUUAAAAAACAUUUGGUGUCUUAUUUUUUGUCAAAUAAUUACUUUCACAGGGCGUCGGUGGCUUAGUGGUAGAGCAGACGCCCCAUGUACAAGGCUGUUGCCGCAGCGACCUGGGUUCGACUCCAACCUGUGGUCCUUUGCAGCAUGUCACUCCCUCUCUCUCCCCCUUUCACACUUGUCUGCCCUAUCAAAUAAAGGCUAAAAAUGCCCCAAAAAAUAUUUAAAAAAAAAAAAAAAGAAUUACUUUCACAAUACUUAUCUUUGAAAGACGUUUCCUCAUAAUGAGUUUUUUCCCAUACUCUGAGCCUGAAAUCUCCUCUUCAGUAGCACUUACAUACGCCAAAUUUUGCAGCUUUAGUCCCAUUCUGAAGGUUUUUACAAAGGAGUUUGGUCAUAACUCAUUAAUAGCCUGAUUUAUAAAACAUUUUAUUCCUAAAAACAUGGCAAAAAUACAUUUUAUGGCUGUUGAGAGUAUUUUCUGAUUU